GCUCGUGCUCUGCGAGGCAAUUCAUUGCAGUGGUUCCGCUCCAGCAUUCAAUCGGCAAAUACUUUCAUAGGUAGUGCGUCGUCUCACGGAUCGAUCUGUUCCGAUACAUUUUGACGGAGGUUUCGAAUACUGAGGGUUACAGCAUCGGUAAGGCGCUCCAGCUCCAGCAGAGGACAGGAUGUCAUGGCUUCUGAAUGCUUUCAAAAGCAUUUCGGUUGAGUACGUCAUGCUCAUCGACGGUGCUUGCGGCCAGGCAAUGCUGCUUUUCCUCGAAAACAUUCAGAUGAAUAAGAUAUGUUCUGUUAACCUUGGUUUUUCAGCCAAAGUAUGUGAAAACUUAACAGAUCAUCCAGAGGAGAACGUGUUCGUCCAAAAGGAGUUCAGUCUAUUUUCCUUUUACAACAGCAUCCUUCUUUCUGUCCCAUCUCUGGUAUUUGUGCUCUUCACUGGAGCAUGGAGUGACAAAUAUGGGAGAAAGAUUCCUCUCCUGUUCACCAUCCUGAGCCACAUGGUGUUUGCUGCGGGGUAUCUGCUCAACAACUGGCAAACUUCUUGGCCCGUGGAAGUUAUCUAUGUGGUGACAUUCUUAGAGGCACUUGGGGGAGGUAAAAUGGGUCUUUUCACUGCAGCCAUGAGCUACAUUAGCGACAUCUGUCCAGAGAAAAGUCGUACGUCACGUAUCAACAUAGCCAAUUCUAUGUGGUACCUAGGUGGUCCUCUAGGCACCCUUACUGGUGCAGUCAUUAUCAAACAUGCUAGUUACAAUGUAGGGUUGACUGUGACUUUCUUAGCAUAUUUUUCAAUUGAGAUCUAUAUCAUAUUUUUCAUCAAGGAGAGUCAUGGACCUUUUGCCAAGAAGGAACUCCAAAGCAAAGGAUCAUUUAAGAGUAGAAUUGGUGAGAUUCCAAAGGAACAAGUCACCAUUUCACUCAUGAUAAAAGAUUUUUUCAACUGGAGAAGAGUUGUAGAGUCUUUUAAAACAGCACUCCGCAAGAGAGACGGAAACACUCGUUGUGUGCUCUUGAUCGUUAUUGGGUCUAACAUGAUUCGUCGUGUUGGUAGAGGAUUCUUCAUGUACAUGUUUGUCAGACAAGCACUACAAUGGGAUGCGACAGAUUAUGGAUAUUGGGCUACAUACAGACAACUUCUGAUUUCACUGGGUUCUAUGGUCUUGGUUCCUCUACUGACAAAACUUUGUGAUAUCAGAGAUGAAGGAUUAGUGGUGCUAGGUUCCAUAUCAAUCAUUACCGAAUAUGUUUGUUAUGGUCUUGUCACGAACAAAUCACAUUUUUUCUUCUUAUGGCUGGGACCUGUAGCAGGUCUCAUUUCCAAUGCCAGCGUCGUUGCCUUUAGGUCAUUACCUACAAAGCUGGUUGGCAGCAAUGAAAAAGGCCGUAUCAGUGCUGUCACAUGUGCCAUGAAUGGGCUCAUGCCGAUGGUGGCUUAUGCUGUUUAUUCACCAGUGUACUACAGCACAGUGGAUUCCUUCCCAUCAGCACAAUUCUUCGUCGGUGGCUGCCUCAAUCUCCUCAUCCUGGCAAUGUUUGUCUUCGUCCAGGUGAUGAAUGUUUCUUCUUCGUACGACAAGAAGGAUUUGGAAUCUGGCCUUGCCAAAACCAGCAACAUACUUGGUGAUGAUGUGUUCAAGAACAGGACCGCUGUCACACUUACGGGUCUCGUCCGAACAUUUAGGGGCUCAGUACAGCAGGACAGUACAACGCUGGAAAGUUAUCAAACUCCAGGUAAAGAUAAUCACACUCAGGCCCACGGAGCUUUGAAGGACGUGCAAGAAUUUGGAACACCAGGAACCAAGAAAACUUUGACGGGUGUAAUUAACCAUUCGUUUUUAUGCGACGAUGAAGGAAGUCUAUGCACGAUUGAUUUCCAAACAAGCAGAGCAAACAGUAAAUCGGCUACCACUGCUGUUGGAGCAGCCACGCAACCCAAUAUACUAAGUCAGGGAAGUACCAUUAGCACAGCGAAGGAUUGCAUUUGUCACUGUGAGGAGGCCACGUGUCACUCUCUCCCACCCGACAAUUUCUGUGACCCAGCAGAUAAAACUCCUGCCAGUGCGUAAAUAUCAAAAUAUUAUAUAUAUAUAUAUAUAUAUAUAUAUAUAUAUAUAUAUAUAUAUAUAUAU
Molecule: messenger RNA, 2140 nt
Organism: Macrobrachium nipponense
Lineage: Eukaryota; Metazoa; Arthropoda; Malacostraca; Decapoda; Palaemonidae
Product: lysosomal proton-coupled steroid conjugate and bile acid symporter SLC46A3-like
Exons: 8
Coding region: 179-2077 (632 amino acids)
Biological process (GO): transmembrane transport
Cellular component (GO): membrane
Molecular function (GO): transmembrane transporter activity
Source: RefSeq, a predicted model, not a curated record